GCCGACUUAUCUCAGGACGAAGACGAUGAUGGUGAUUUCAAUAUUCUUACGGUGCAGAAAAGUAUCGAUGUGGACGAUGACACACACGCAGCGAAUAUAAACCAGCUUAAUUUCGAGAAGAACGAUUUCGAUCAGCUAAUGUAUAAUGAAAGCCUGGAAACUAAUGAUGUAAAUUCGAGUACUGAACAAUGUGAACCACUAAGUCAGACGCCUCCACGUCCGAGUGUUAAAUCGCGGCUUGGCGUCAGGCCCACCAAACGCGUGGGGAAUCGCGGAAAACAAUCUCAGCAGAAAGCGAUUCAAAAGCGUGGCAAAACCUAUCCUUACAAUAUAAACGGUCGUAACAACAGUAUGGAAAACUACAAUCAAAACCGCGUGUCUGCAAAUUUCCAUCGUGGUCUAGAAGCCUAUAAUAAAUUUCGUGAGCGUAACGAAAGCUUUGGUGAAUCGCAAAACGUAUUAAAUAUCCCAAAUAGUCAUGUCCAUAUUGAAAACUUGGGUCCCAAUGGACCCAUCUUUAAUGGCAGAUCCAAUACUGAUAAUUUUAAUUUGAACAGCAACUUUAUGAUGCGCUCGAAUCAUAUGAACACCUCCGAUUCAAACAGCUUCGGCGGGCUGCUCCCGAAUAACCAAGGCCCCGUUAAUUCGAAUAGCCGCGUCGGGAUGUUCUCGAAUAAUCAAGGAUCUGCAAAUUCAAACAGGAUCGAGUGUAUGCUGCAGAAUAACCAAGAACACGUGAAUUCGAACGGCUACGAUGGGUUGCUCUCGAAUAAUCCAGUACCUGUCAAUUCCAACGGCUACGGCGGGCUGCUCUCGAAUAAUCCAGGACCCGUGAACUCGAAAGGCUACGGCGGGUUGUUCUCGAAUAAUCCAGGACCCGUGAAUUCGAAAGGCUACGGCGGGUUGUUCUCGAAUAAUCAAGUUGCCGUCAAUUCGAACGGCCACGGCGGGUUGCUCUCGAAUAAUCAAGUUGUCGUCAAUUCAAACGGCCACGGCGGAUUGCUCUCGAAUAAUAUGAACAGCUACGACGGGAUAGGCUUGAAUCAUCCGAACACCAGCAGACGCGAUAUCAUUGCAAACAAUUGGAACAGCAGUAUCGAGAUGAACUCGACGAAGCGAAUCCCACCCAAUAACUUUUUACUCGUGAAUCGUCAGGAGCUAUUAGUCGACGGCUCAUCAUCAUUGAGUGUUGGUCCAGCUCGUCCAGCUCGUGGUAUGUUUAUAGGUGAGGCGCUUGGUAUGACUCUAAGCGAUUGUAAAACGGUCGAUGUGCAUCAAGUUACCCAAAACGUGUUGAGUUUGCUGUCUAAUGCUGAAAAGGAUUCCGAAAGCAAGACAAACUAUGGGGUCCAUAAUAAAAGUACAUCGCAGCAGCGCGAUUCGUGAAACUGGAUGCCAUGCAAGAAAGUAUUGUACCAUCUUGUCGCCGGAAGUAUAAUUAAGAGUUCAUUAUGACAAUAGGUUAAAUAUAAAUAUUCAAACAUGGAAGAAUAUUAGCGGGCACCCGGUCGUGCCGGACGAGUGUGAAUGUGCGUUGGUGUAUUGCAGGGCAAGAAGAAGAGUAGGGUCGAGUGGUGCAGUGAAUGGCACUCCAGAGAUCGAACAAGAUUUGAGUUUGUUUUUUAUAUAUGUAUUUUUACAGCAAAAGGCGAAUGUUCAUACAGAAGCGAUUCGCCGACGGAGGAACAGAAUAAAAUAAUAAUCAAUCAGUUAAUCUGCUUCAUAGUUAGAACGUGGAAGUGACAUAGCUGAGUGGAUAGGGAGCUCAAGACCAUUUAUUGCACGCAACGCCGCGAAGUGAAUAAUUAUUUUGUUUUCAGAUCGAAUGCCGGCAUACGACAAUUAGAAGAACAAAGAAAAUCUGACCCCAUUAUUUUUAGUUUUGUAAAAUCAAAAAGAAAAGGAAAAAUAAACGUUAAACUUUCAAAUAAAUGUUUGCUGUUCGCCUGUGCCCACCAUGUUGAAAUCGAAGCAAUUCCUGCAGCGAUUUUUCGAAGAAUAUGCCAAGUUUACGCCUGCGAACUUCAAGCUUAAGCGGGCUUUGGUGGUGACGAAACUCUCGCGCUAUGAAUUCGAGCAGCUGCGGCAUCCGGGACUGUCGAAGGAGCAGCUGGAGCAGAAGCUGCGCGAUCGGGGCACCGAUGUGGAGAUGGUCCUCUGUCUGCACAAUCUGCACAAGGACUUCGAGCGGCGUAUCGUGCAGAGCUUCCAGGAUGUCGGGUGCGAGGUCAAGCUGUCCAGCAGACUUGAAUUUAGAAGCUCAUUGAGCAAAGAUGUCAUGAGCUGGGCGGAUGUCAUCGUUCCUGUUGGCGGUGAUGGCACCUUUCUGCUGUCCGCCGGUCGCGUCAGUCCCCUCUUUGCCCUCAGCCAGCAGAAGACGCCCAUUGUGGGCUUCAACUCUGAUCCGCUCCACUCGGAGGGUCGUCUCAUGCUACCCAAGCACUAUUCGGACAAUCCCGCCGAUGCAGUGGCGCGCAUUAAGAGCGGCGAAUUCAAGUGGAUGCAUCGCUCAAGAGUCCGCACCACGCUGCUGGGCAGCAAUGGCAAGAUUCCGGAGUCCACGGAUCUGUUCCGACAUACAGAAGUGAAGAUGGAGCAGGUGACAACGGAUCCCGAAAUGCUGGAUAAUCACAUGGCCACCAAAUACAAAGCAAAGAUGAAGCGCAUCCUACCCUAUUUAGCUCUGAACGAGGUUUUCAUUGGCGAGCACAUUUCGUCCCGUGUGUCCCAUCUGCAGCUUGUGCUCAAUCAUCAGGACGUGGUAAACAAAACAAAAUGUUCCGGACUGUGCGUUAGCACUGGCACCGGCUCCACAUCGUGGCACACAAGCAUCAAUCGCAUCACCAGCCGCGACGUUGACGAUUUGCUUCAAUCGCUGCCCAAUAGCAACUCUGCCGAUGUGCUCCGACUACGCGAGAAUACUCAGGAGAUCGCCCAUCGGUAUAACCAAGGGCUGCUCUUCGCACCGGACGAUCCGCGGCUCUGCUACUCGAUCAGGGAGCAGAUCUGUGUGGGCGUUUGGCCCUCGCCGAAGACAUUUAAGAAGCGAGAUUUCGUGCAGAAUGUGUUCGUCAAGUCGCACUGCAUCGAUGCCAAUCUGGUCAUAGAUGGCAGCAUAUCCUAUCCAUUCAACGAUGGCGCCAAGGCAUUGCUUGAGGUCCAUCCCGAAGAUGCCCUCCUGACGAUCGCCCUAGACUGAUUUCUGAUGAAGCAAGAAGCGUAGUAAAGUAAAGUGCCUGGCUCUCUAGCCGUAGCAUGUCUGAAAUUUUAAAAUUAUUUAAGUGUGCAAUUUGCAGACUACUUAGAAGUUUAAGCUCAAAAGUUAUUUUGUUAUUAUAUAAACAUUUAUUUAAAAAUG
Molecule: messenger RNA, 3358 nt
Organism: Drosophila miranda
Lineage: Eukaryota; Metazoa; Arthropoda; Insecta; Diptera; Drosophilidae
Product: NAD kinase 2, mitochondrial-like
Exons: 7
Coding region: 1958-3199 (413 amino acids)
Biological process (GO): NAD+ metabolic process
Cellular component (GO): mitochondrion
Molecular function (GO): NAD+ kinase activity
Source: RefSeq, a predicted model, not a curated record